UUGCACCCCCACCUCUUCCGUGUCCGUGGAAACAAUACAAACUCCUACUCCACAACGAAGGGAAACCGUAAAAGCGUCACCCGCCAUAAUUGGAUCGUUACAGCUUCUCAGCCUCGAGGCUCGACUCGAGUCCUUCCUCCUCCACCACCACCCGGCGGCGGCGCAGCCAACCAUCCCGGCCGCCCACACCGCACUAUGCCGUCGAUGGCCGCGGACGCCCAGGCGGACCGUCCCAGCUGCGGCAGCAAGGACUCCCGGUUCUUCCUGUCGCACGACAUCGGCCUGCCGAUCGCGUUCCGCGUCGACCGCCUCAUCCCAGAUCAUACUUUGUUGAUUGAAAGUUCUUUGGAGCUGUUUGUCGAGUGUGCGCUAUACAUUGAUGGAAUACAGUUUGGACUAACUGUCGAUACAAGGUUGGAAUCUUCAGGACCAAUCUACUGCUGGAAUGAGCUUAUGACACUCAGUAUAAAGUACAGGGAUCUAACACCCCUCUCACAGCUUGCAUUCACGGUUUGGAAUGUGUCAGCUGGUGAAGAUAGGAUGAUUGUUGGUGGAGCCACUGUAUCCCUUUUUAACAGCAAAAAACAGCUUAAAACUGGACGGCAUAGGCUGAGGAUUUGGCCCAAAAAAAUGGCGGAUGGAAGUCUCCCCACCUCAACUCCUGGCAAGGUUUCUAAGACUAAGAGGGAUGAGAUGGAGAGAUUGGAGAGGGUUGCUAACAAGUACAAGAAAGGACAGAUACAACAUAUAGAUUGGCUAGCUCGUCUCACCUUCAGAGCUGUGGAUAAAAUGGAGGAAGAGAGUGAGAGAAUUGCGAAUUCAUACCCUAGCCUAAUUGUUGAACUUUGCAGUUUUGAACACAAAGUUAUUUUUCAGGAAUCAGGUGCUAAUUUCCGCUUAGCAGCACCAUUAUCAUUAGUGCAUCCAUCUAAGCAUAAGCUUAUUUUUGUAAGCGACCCUAAUGUUGGACAAAUCAAUCCAUCCGAGCAUAAACAACUUAUGCUUGCUAGGAGCCUGGCUCGCGGAAUGAUCGACAGAAAUAUGAAACCAAGUUCAAAUGAGCGAAAGUUAAUACAAACAAUCCUCAAAUAUCCACCAACACAUUCUCUAAGCCUUGAUGAGAAGCAAUUGUUAUGGAAAUUUCGUUUCUCUUUGAUGUCUGAGAAGAAAGCUCUUGCAAAGUUCCUCCUCUCCGUGGAAUGGAGUGAUACCCAAGAAGCCAAGCAAGCUGUUGCCUUGAUUCGAAGGUGGGAAACCAUUGAUGUGGCUGAUGCCCUGGGGCUUCUUUCAGCAGUUUUUCAAAACGAAGAAGUGCGUGCUUAUGCUGUCAGCAUACUAGAAAGGGCCAAUGAUGAAGAGAUACAAUGCUAUUUACCGCAGCUUGCACAAGCUCUGAGAUUUGAAAGAUCAGACAAGUCGCACCUAGCACUCUUUCUUGUGCGCCGCUCUUUGUCCAAUUUUGGAAUUGCGAGCUUCCUUCGCUGGUACUUAAUUGUUGAGCUUCAUGAUCCUACACACGCAAGACGAUAUUACCGUACAUAUGACCAACUUGAAGAAAGUAUAAUGACGUUGGUAGCUGGGAAGGAUGGAGGUGAAGAUGGGUUUCAACUUUGGCUUAGUAUGUCACGGCAGUCAGAUCUUACUGCUCAGUUACGCUCUAUUACCAAGGAUUUAAUGAGUGUUAAACGGGCACAAAGCAAAGCCGAGAAAUUAGAACAGCUAUUGUCAGGAGUCUUCAGUGAGCUUACCAACUUCAGUGAGCCAAUACGUUCACCGUUAACACCAAGUGUCCUCCUUGCGGGAAUUGUGCCUCAAGAAUCAUUUGUAUUUAGUAGUGCUAUGUAUCCGUUGUGUCUAACAUUUAGGACUCAUACUGGGGGAACAUCGAAGAUUAUUUUUAAGAAAGGCGAUAAUCUCCGCAAAGAUCAGCUGGUCAUCCAAAUGUUCUCUUUGAUGGACCGUUUGCUCAAAUCAGAAAAUCUAGACCUGCACCUUACCCCAUAUCGUGUUCUUGCAACUGACCUAAACGAAGGGUUGGUUGAGUUUAUUCCUUCGAGUUCCCUUGCAAAGAUUCUACAAAAACAUGGCAGCAUCAUAAGUUACCUGCAAAUUUAUCAUCCUGACAAAGAAGGUCCUUUCGGCAUUACUGCCCUAUGCUUGGAAAGCUUUGUAAAAAGCUGUGCUGGUUACUGCGUAAUUACAUACAUCUUGGGGAUUGGUGACAGGCAUCUUGAUAAUCUUCUUCUACGAGAUGAUGGACGCCUUUUCCAUGUUGAUUUCUCUUUUAUGCUGGGCGAAGAACCACACCGGUUUGCGCCAUCACAGCCACCGAUGAAAUUAUGCAAAGAAAUGGUAGAAGCCAUGGGUGGUGUUGAAAGCCAAUACUAUGCUAGAUUCAAGUCCUACUGUUGUGAAGCAUACAACAUAUUACGGAAGUCCAGCAAUCUAAUUCUGAACCUCUUCCAUCUGAUGUCGGGAUCAAAUAUUCCAAGUAUCACGGAGAAGGGCAUUUUUAAGCUUCAGGAGAAUUUCCGAUUGGAUCUAGAAGAUGAGGAGGCUGUACAUUUUUUCCAGGAACUCAUCAAUGAGAGUAUCAGUGCAUUGUUCCCACAAGUAGUUGAGACCAUUCAUAGAUGGGUGCAGUCUAGGCGUUAAAGUACGGUCUAGAAAAAGUAAAUAUAGUUUCCAGAUAUGAUGGUACUUCCAUAAUUCUUUUCGUGAUUUGGAACGGAGGGAGUAUCUCUUUUCAGUGGCUUCUGAUAAUCUUUCUGUAUAGUAUGCAACUGGCUUUUUCUAACUACUUGUAUAGUAUAAAUUUUAAGUAAAUUACGGUCAUGUUGCACAGGGCGGAUUUUAUUCUCAGUUGCAAAGUUACAGGGUACGCGUUGCAUGGGAGUUGAAGCACAAGUACUUUGGGAACAUCAGUCCUGAUUAACACUGUGUUCGCUUAAAACAAGCAUGUAGUCUUUGUAUCUAGUGCUCCAUAGCUAGUAAAGGUCACUUACGAACAUUUAAAUUAUGUAUAACAUGAGGCACUUUGUACAGUGUUUAAGGAGAAUGUAGGUACAAUGCACGAUGCUUACGUGAUUGCUUAAGGUGGUAAUAUAUCCACGUCA
Molecule: messenger RNA, 3116 nt
Organism: Brachypodium distachyon (stiff brome)
Lineage: Eukaryota; Viridiplantae; Streptophyta; Magnoliopsida; Poales; Poaceae
Product: phosphatidylinositol 3-kinase, root isoform
Exons: 17
Coding region: 196-2655 (819 amino acids)
Biological process (GO): autophagy of peroxisome; autophagosome assembly; phosphatidylinositol-3-phosphate biosynthetic process
Cellular component (GO): endosome; peroxisome; phosphatidylinositol 3-kinase complex, class III, type I
Molecular function (GO): 1-phosphatidylinositol-3-kinase activity
Source: RefSeq, a predicted model, not a curated record